Python bivittatus (Burmese python) is the source of this 2530-nucleotide messenger RNA. It is a transcript of the gene TRIM13, whose product is annotated as tripartite motif containing 13. The record is from RefSeq and is a predicted model, not a curated record. Gene Ontology annotation, molecular function: zinc ion binding. NCBI's taxonomy places the organism in Eukaryota, Metazoa, Chordata, Lepidosauria, Squamata, Pythonidae.
UGGGCUUCGACGAGGGGCGGGACAAUCUGGGUCUUCCUUCAGCAGAAGGAAGCUGAAGGAAAGGAGCGAGCCGGGUGGCGGCGGUGCUGCUGCUGCUGCGGUUCUAAGAGCGGAGCGGCCGCCGGGACGGUCCACGUCGUACCUACGAACUUCAUUGUACUGUAAGCGUCUCUCGCAGGGUAGAAUGGAGCUCCUUGAAGAAGACCUUACAUGCCCCAUUUGUUGUAGUUUGUUUGAUGAUCCACGAGCGUUACCUUGUUCACAUAACUUCUGUAAGAAAUGUUUGGAAGGGAUAUUAGAGGGAAAUACUCGGAAUGUGAUUUGGAGACAAUCUCUCUUCAAAUGUCCCACAUGUCGAAAGGAGACUACAGUAACAGGGGUUAAUAACCUCCAAGUUAACUAUUCCCUAAAAGGCAUCGUGGAAAAAUAUAACAAGAUUAAAGUAUCAGCAAAAAUGCCUGUCUGUAAAGUGCACAGUGGUCAGCCUCUUAAUAUUUUUUGCCAGACAGACACACAGCUGAUAUGUGGCAUUUGUGCCACUAGAGGAGAUCACAUAAAACAUCUCUUUUGCUCCAUUGAAGAUGCUUACUGUCAGGAAAAAUGUGCUUUUGAGACACUCUUCCAAGUGUUUGAAGCAUGGCACUGUGGAGAUGCACUUUCUCGGCUAGACACUUUGGAAACCAGCAAACGGAAAGCUCUCCAGAUGCUGACCAAGGAUUAUGACAGAGUAAAAGAUUUUUUUGAGAAAUUACAAUAUACAUUGGAACAAAAGAAGAAUGAGAUCCUGUCAGACUUUGAAACCAUGAAGCUUGCAGUUAUGCAGGCAUAUGAUCCAGAAAUCAACAAACUGAACACUAUCAUACGAGAGCAACAAACUGCUUUUAAUAUUGCAGAAGCAUUUAAGGAUGUAUCUGAACCCAUUCUGUUUUUACAACAGAUGCAAGAAUUUCGAGAGAAAAUCAAAGUGAUAAAGGAAACUAGAUUGCCUUGUGUUACUGUAGACAUCAAAUCUACAAUUAAAGAUGUUGAUACUAGUCAGUGGGAACAACUUAAGCUAGCAGAUGUGGAUAAACUUUCACUACCUCAAGAGAAAAGCUCUUUCAACUGGGUGACUUCUUCCUUAUUUUCACCAAGGUUUUUUGUAACUGCUUUAUUUUGUUUGCUGAUUGUUGUCACUCAAGUAUGUGUUACAGAUUUUCUAGGCAAUACCUUACAGUAUUGGAAAACUUUUGUUUCUGCAUUUGGGUCAGGUUAUCUGACUGACCCAACAGAGAUGGCAGAUCAUGCUAUUUUUUACUGGGAAAAAGUAGCAGAUAGUGCUGCUAUUCUAAGUGAAAAAUGUGUAAAUUAUAUCCAUGUGUUGUUGAAUAAUGUUGCCCAAUUUGUGUGCAUGUAUAAACUUUUAUAAAUGUUAUUAAUGUACAGGAAGUAUAUCUUCAAAGUGAGUGUUAGAAUUUUUAAAAAAUGGUAAAUGUUUUUAAUAUUUGAAAUAGUCUUGAUAGCUGAUAUAUUGAACUAUUCUGCAACCUCGUGUUAAAAACUGACUACUUUUCUCUUGUUUUCUGAAAGUGAAACACUAUGACUUAAUUUUUUUAGAAAGUAAUGUCCAUAGUGGAAAAUAUAAACUUUUUUAAUUUAUAAAAUAUAUUAUGAUUGAGUGAGUUUCAGACUGAAGUGUAAGUUGGGAAGAUGUUUGCAAGGAGAUAUAAUACAUAAAUAAUGAUUGUAUAUAUAGUACUACAGAUAGUCUCUGGGUUAAGAACGCCUGGCUUACAGACCUAUCGUUAAGAACGGAGCUGAUUAUAGCAAAAUUUGAGUUAAAUACACAGUGGUUCAAGUUGAUUACACAAUACUACUUAUACAGUAUUAUACAGUAAUACUGUUCCAGCUUAGAUAAUUUGCCUUCCCAGCUGCCCACACAUCAUCUCACUCCCUCUCCCACCCAGCAGAACAGUCCUUGAGAACAGAACUCAUUCUUAAACCAGGGACUACCUGUACUGCAAGUCGCAGUCCUUCAGAAAUAAUGCGAAUUUUGUAAUUUGUUAUGAAUAUAUGUGAACAUAGGCAGUAACAAAUAUAUAGUAUUAGCUUUUGUAUGUUUAUAAGCCACUCAAUACAAAAUGAAACUAUGGAGAGUCUUGGACUUGCAAAUUAACCCAAGAAAAUCACAUAUAUUUUUUUUACAACAGUUACAGUAACAUAAGUUGUAUAGAACUAUAAAGGGCCAAGUUUACAAGAUGUUAGACAAGUUCAUGCUGUUAGGUAUGAUCUUAAGGGAGUCAGAUACGAGUCUUGCAUGAAUGAGGAUAAAAAAUUCACUUUUGGCAUUAUUUACAUGAUGGAUGCAUUAGGGUUACAUUACAGGUAAUCCUCACUUAACGACCCUAAUUGGUACAAGCAACUCUGCCAGUAAGUGAGGUGGUCGCUAAGUGGGAAUUCACAUGACCGCGACUGCUUUUCAGCUGGAAAGACAAAACUACAGGUAGUCCUCAGUUAAUGACCACACAUUCAGCAACUUUUCAAAGUUACA